CGACCGGAGGCCCAGCGCUGGAACGCGGGGAGCCCGGCGUGCCAUUCUGGUGGGCCAGGCAUGGAGGGCGCUGGCCCCGUGUUGAGUAUUCUGGGGCUGCUGCUUGUGUCUGCACUUUUUGGAGUCCUUGGGGAGCGACCCAGCGCCGAUCUGGGGGCACACCCAGAACGGGGCUCCCAGGUCAGUCCCGGAGCCACCGAACCUCGGCGGCAGCCGCCACCCAAGGACCAGCGCGAACGAGCCCGGGCCGGAUCGCUGUCUUUGGGCGCUCUGUACACCGCGGCCGUCGUGGGUUUUGUGCUGUUCAAGUGUUUGCAGCGCCCUGAUGAGGCUGCUGCUCUCAGAGAGGAAAAAAACAAGGAGAAAUCCUCGCAGUCAGAACAACAGCUGGUGCAGCUGACACAACAGCUGGCCCAGACGGAGCAGCACCUGAACCUCCUGAUGACACAGCUGGAUCCCCUUUUUGAACGGGUGACAACUUUGGUUGGAACCCAGCGGGAACUUCUAGACACAAAACUAAAGACCAUCCGCCACCUUCUACAAGACUGCCAGCCUGGCACAGGGGUGGAGGUUCCAGAACCAGAGGCCAGCAUACCCUUUCCUGAGGACCUGGGGAAAGAAGACCAAGAAGAAGCUGGAAACAGUCAGGCCUGGGAAGAAACCAUAAACUGGAGCCCAGAGACAUGGAACCUAGCUCCCUCCUGGGAGGUGGAGCAGGGGCUGAGGAGAAGGUGGCACAAGAUGGUGACAAAGGGUCCAGCAGUAAAUGGGGGACAACCACUGAAGGUUUAGUAAAAGCAGUCGCCUCAUA
Mus pahari (shrew mouse) is the source of this 811-nucleotide messenger RNA. It is a transcript of the gene Ccdc107, whose product is annotated as coiled-coil domain containing 107. Gene Ontology annotation, molecular function: ferric iron binding. Bases 61 to 792 code for a protein of 243 amino acids. The record is from RefSeq and is a predicted model, not a curated record. Lineage: Eukaryota; Metazoa; Chordata; Mammalia; Rodentia; Muridae. Gene Ontology annotation, biological process: iron ion transport; intracellular iron ion homeostasis. The transcript is spliced from 6 exons.